Dacryopinax primogenitus is the source of this 738-nucleotide messenger RNA. RefSeq lists its product as uncharacterized. NCBI's taxonomy places the organism in Eukaryota, Fungi, Basidiomycota, Dacrymycetes, Dacrymycetales, Dacrymycetaceae. The record is from RefSeq and is a predicted model, not a curated record. The transcript is spliced from 5 exons. The annotation marks the transcript as partial.
GAUCAGAAUGAUAAAUGGCAGUGUUUCAGGUUGUAUCUGCACCUCGGGAUGGAGCCCUUCUCAGGCUCUAUACUUUGGUUGAAAGUUUGGUGGACAAAUUCCAACCCCAGGCUCAUUUUCAGCUAUUACUUGGAGAGGGCUCACUUUCAUGGGGGAAUCCCCUUACUGACACAAAGCAACCCAGGCAGUGAAAACAAUGGGAUUGCAAAUGGACAUACCUUUCUGUGGCAACAACUCAAUCUGACACUCAUAGGGAAACUUCAGCAUAGAUGGAAAUGUGGCCACAGCAACAUGAAGCCCAAAAUCAAAUGGAGCCAGCUGUGUCAUGAGUUCACUCAAGGGUAUGAGAAUCUAUUUGAUGCAGGUGUCCAUCUGAUGAUGGGAAGCAAUGCAUUCCAUUGGCUAGCCAUUCCAUGGAUUCAAAGAAAGGUGGACAAAUAUGUUGAAAUGCACAAUACCAGCAAGCCACACAAGGACAAAAGAAAACUGCUACCACAGGGGAUACCUCAAGAUAUCUUCUAUCACCCUGAGUGGUAUGACAAUGCAUACUCUUUCAAAGUAGUGGUCACUCCUGAAGACUUAUCAUUGGCCGAAACAAAAUAUGCACCAGCAAGUCAUCCAGUAUUUGAGCUUGUGCCGGAGCAUUUUCAUGUGGAGAUGGACAGGCUGUACCAAGCUUUGGGUGCACCUGAAGUGACCAUGGGAAACUUUUGGACAAUAUAUCAAGAACUGCUGGAA